Candoia aspera is the source of this 1213-nucleotide messenger RNA. It is a transcript of the gene CABYR, whose product is annotated as calcium binding tyrosine phosphorylation regulated. The coding region runs from base 32 to 1177 and encodes 381 amino acids. The transcript has 4 exons. The record is from RefSeq and is a predicted model, not a curated record. Gene Ontology annotation, biological process: sperm capacitation. Lineage: Eukaryota; Metazoa; Chordata; Lepidosauria; Squamata; Candoiidae. Gene Ontology annotation, cellular component: sperm fibrous sheath; cytoplasm. Gene Ontology annotation, molecular function: calcium ion binding.
GAGUUUGCAGUUUCAUGUUCAACUGGCAACAAUGCAUACCGCAAAGCCCAGGAUGGUGGUCCCAUAUGGCCUCAAGACUCUACUCGAAGGAGUGAGCAGAGCAGUUCUCAAAGCCAGUCCCUCCAACAUCACUGAAUUUGCUGCUGAGUAUUUCAGAGAACUGAUAGUUUUUCGAGAAGAACAUCCUAAUUUGGAUAUCAAAGAACUGGUGAGAGAAUUUCAUAUGACAAGAGUGGAGGGAUGGGCAGAAGGACCAGGAGCAGCAACACAAGCGAUGCCCCGUUCUAAAAGGGCUGAUGUUGGAGAUGCAUUUCGGUCAGACCUCGACACAAUUCCAAUUCACAGUGAACCCAAACGGAAGGAGAAAUCGACUGAUACAGAAGAGGACCAGAUAAGCGAAGAGCCUCAUUGUGAACUGAGCACCAAGACUACUCAAUUCCCAUCUAUUGUUGAUGAAUUUAUAGGAAAGGCUGGGGACGACAAGGGAGCAGGACUUGCCUAUGUCCCAGCUGACCCAGCUCAGCUAGCAGCACAAAUGCUAGCCAUGGCAACAAGCGAACCAGGACAGCCACCACCAUAUUCUAAUGUGUGGACUCUCUAUUGUCUAACUGAUUUGAAACAACAAGGUCGUAAGUCACCACCACCUCCACCACCCCUUCCAUCUGUUGGAAAUGGUGCUCCUGUUCCCCAAGCAACCCUAUUCAUAUCUAGUGGUAAGGACCAACCGCAGUAUCUACAGCCGCAGAUGAUACAACAAGGUCAACCACCACAAGUGUCCUCUCCAACUUAUGUGAUGAUGGAAGAUGGGAAGAAGGGAAAUGCACCACCUUUCAUUUUAGUGGGCUCUUCUGUUCAGAAUAAACAGGACUGGAAACCCAUCCCAGGCCAUGCUGUUCUAACACAGCCGGACGCUGCUGGUACUGUGAGGAGGUUCGCUACAAUCCCCGUACCAGUCGCCAGGGCAGCAGAUCCAAAAACGGCCAACCCCAAUUUUAAUCCUGCACAAGAUAGCGGCAGGCCUCCAACUCCAGUUUUUCUUUCAGUUGCCAUACCACUAGAAGAUGUGAUGAAUGGGAAGAAGGGCUCAGGAGCUGGGGAUAAAACACCUUUUGCAGGGAGUUAUGGUAUAGCAGGAGAGAUCACAUUUACGACUGCCUCCACAUGCAGGAGAGAAUAGCGAAACGGUAAGUGGAUGUUCAGGGUUUGGUAGAGA